GUCAGCAGGACGUCGUAGAUCAAUGAACUGAACUGAGUUUUCUGCCAGGGUUGGACAACGCUUUGGUAGUAUUAAACCAUAUAGUCUACGCAGUGUAGCCUAUGUCAGGUAGCCUACAGAUGUGACAACGCGACAAGGAAAUUUGGAUCAUAAUCGAAAACGGAAAUACCGGAGUUUAUUUUUUAACCCGGUCGAUAUGCGGAUUUUUUCCAAAUAAACCCACUGGAUUCUAAUAAACGGGUCCGCAUGUAGCUUUAUCCGAUAGUUUUUUUUGUUGGGAAACAAGAUUUUUAUCUCGGAAUAACUGGAUUAGGCUAUCCAGGAUGAUCUUUGCAAAUACUGCCAACCCGUUGAAGAGCACAUAUCGGAAGCAGUCGUACCCCAUGGCUCCAGCCAGCCCCAGCACGGUGAGCACCAGCAGCAACAGCAGCACCACAGGAUGGGACCAACUCAGCAAAACGAACCUGUACAUCCGCGGCUUGCCCCCAGCAACCACUGACCUGGACCUGGUCAAGCUCUGUCAGCCAUACGGCAAGAUCGUAUCGGCAAAGGCUAUCCUCGAUAAAACAACUAACAAAUGUAAAGGGUAUGGUUUUGUGGACUUUGACAGCCCUGCUGCAGCACAGAAGGCGGUCCAUGCUCUGAAGACCAGUGGGAUACAAGCCCAGAUGGCUAAGCAGCAACAGGAGCAGGACCCCACCAACCUGUACAUCUCCAACCUGCCUGUGUCUGUAGAUGAGCAGGAACUGGAGGGCCUGCUGAGACCUUUUGGACAGGUCAUCUCCACACGCGUCCUCAGAGACUACAGCGGGGCCAGCAGAGGGGUCGGCUUCGCCAGGAUGGAGUCCAAGGAGAUGUGUAACUCAGUCAUAACCCACUUCAAUGGGAAGUUUAUCAAGACGGCGCCUGGAACUAUGGCUCCAUCUGAGCCCCUGCUGUGUAAGUUUGCUGAUGGUCAGAGGAAGAGGCACAGCCACAGUCCCUACAUUCCCGGCGGUCGCACAUGGCCCCGAGAGGGAGAGCUCAGACUUGGCGGGAUGACUCUCACCUACGACCCCACCUCAGCUGCUAUGCAGAACGGCUACUAUGCCUCUCCCUACACCCUGACGGCCAAUAGGAUGAUGGCUCAGCAAGCCAUGUCUCCCUACAUGUCUCCUGUCACCUCCUACCAGGUACAGAAUCCUUCCUGGAUGGCCCACCAGCCAUACAUCAUGCAACACCCGCAGGCUGUAAUGUCACCCUCUAUGGACCACUCCAUGUCAAUGCAGCCCACUGCCAUCAUGACACAGCAGAUGGGCCAUCUGUCAUUGGGCAGCAGUGGAGCGCAGUAUAUUUCAGCCAACGCUGCAGUCCAGGCAGCCUAUAUCCCUCAGUACGCCCACAUGCAGCAGACAGCCGUAAGUUCUGAGUUUGUCCCUCUUCAGGAAAAUGGUUCACAGCAGCAAGUGGAUUCGUCCAACAAUUCGUCUCCCUACAGUCAACAGAGCAAGUAACGAUAAGGUGACUUCUGUGAGCAGUAAUGGAUGCUGUGGGCACUGACUCAUGAUGUCACAGCCUCUCCUGAUUGGACCAGACCAGACUUCAGUAAGAACUCUUUUGCACAGCUUCAACCAAACAACUGUGUAUGAUGGAACCAACAGCAAUGAUACUAUGGUGUGUAAAACGACGAUAAAGGUGUAAAAAUGGACAAAACCAACAAUUAUUCCCCCCUUCAAAACAGGAAAAAAUAAGUUUUAUUUUGAUAAACGAAAAGACGUGUAUUUUUUACCACGGAUUCUCCAAGUGGAUGCAAUGGGGCAAGUAGCCUACAGCGUGAUGUUAAAAGAUGCAUGAGAUUGUUUUUGUUUUUUUAAGAAUCUGUUGAUUUCCAAUGGGUUUAAUAGGUAGUUUAUUAGUCAAGAUAUAUUAUGAAAAAGAUGUUGCUUGCAAAAAGUGUUCAUUUGGUGAGGUGUUACUGGUUUAUAUUUUUGGUCUUUAUAAGAUAUUUUCUUUGAAAUUAGGCUUUUAGGGUUAAUGUCUGACAUGAUUUUCUGUAUCAGAUUAAAUAUGUAGGAUUGGCCGUUUGGCAGUUGUCAAUCAAUCUAUGGAUAGAGAACUGAUGAAGAAGCAGACAUUUUGCCAAAUAGAUGAUGGGUUGGAUAAUGUGCCUUCCUCUAACAUCAUAAUAGUCAUUGAACAUAGCCUGGCAGAAUCCAAACUGAUUCACUGUUUCACUUCAUUGUGAUCACAGUAUUCAGUCUGGUCUAACCAGGCUACAUUAAAAAGAACACCCACUCUUAAUUAGAACUACUGUCAGUCCAUAGGAAGUUCUCUUUAGAUUUGACAGUGUAGGUGUCUUGUUUUAAUUUGUCAUAUUUCACACACAACCAGGGAUGUGGACCUCCAUCAAAUGCUACACGUACUGAUCUCAUCUCCCCAACUAAGACAAUAUAGCCUACAAUCGAAAUAAAAAGCACAGACAGAUUUAAAAGAAGUGCAAGCUUGAAAUUGUGAGGUAACAUCAAGACGGUUUUAUUUUUUCUCUGCUAUUUUUUACUUCUACAGAUACAGUAAUAUUAAUAAAAAAUGCUUAACUUUAAUGAUGAAAUUACAAUCUGUUUUACUUUACGCUAAAUUGAUGGGGUUGUCUUGAAAGAAAAUACACAUUUUUGCUCUAAUGGUCAUCUUGACCAUGUGUGGUCAUGUGUGACUGGUUUUAUCUACCUCAGAGUUCUGUCUGGGCUGGUAUGGUUGGGUUUGCAGGUCCAGCCCGCCUCACCAGA
Coregonus clupeaformis (lake whitefish) is the source of this 2762-nucleotide messenger RNA. RefSeq names its product RNA-binding motif, single-stranded-interacting protein 1. The record is from RefSeq and is a predicted model, not a curated record. Gene Ontology annotation, molecular function: mRNA 3'-UTR binding; poly(U) RNA binding; poly(A) binding. The transcript has 13 exons. Gene Ontology annotation, cellular component: ribonucleoprotein complex; nucleus; cytosol. Lineage: Eukaryota; Metazoa; Chordata; Actinopteri; Salmoniformes; Salmonidae. The coding region runs from base 324 to 1493 and encodes 389 amino acids.